Molecule: messenger RNA, 2451 nt
Organism: Brugia pahangi
Lineage: Eukaryota; Metazoa; Nematoda; Chromadorea; Rhabditida; Onchocercidae
Source: the annotation of a GenBank genome assembly
AUGGCGGUUAUGGUUGCGCCUAGCAGGGUAGACUACAGUGUAACAAAAGGUGGUCUAAGGCUUUGGACUGUCCUGUUGGUGUUCGUUAUUCUUUGCUCCAGCUUUUACACCUUGUUUUCCACGAUGGAAUUAGCAGAAGUGGCAUUCGGUAUUGAUUUAAAAAUCGACGGUGAUGAGAACUUCGAUUAUGAUGGUGACAUUGAUAAUGAUGCAGAUGAGAUGGCGAUACAUAAUCGACGAGCCGAAAAAGAUACCACUCCAUCACGAGAGUACAUAUCACGAUCUAGAAUUUUUGAAGAAAAUCGAAAAGCUCAUAAACCAGUCCAAGAUGUCCCAGACUCAACUGACGAUGAUAAAUUAGACGAAGAAGAAGAAACCCGUCUGGCAGAUCUUCAAGCCAGAGCUGAACGAAAAAGCAAUAAACCACUGCAUGAAGCAGUUCAGAAUGUUAAUCGUGAUUACAGUGACAAUGCUACUGGCGAUAACGACGAUAGCGAUGACAAUGAUGUAUUUGAACGAACAUCAGAUAGGUAUGUGAAGGAGGAAGAUAAAACAAGCGACAAACAAGAUGAAGAACAGGACAUGCCAAAAGGAACCAAGGCCCGUCAUAAACGCAUCAAAAUUGUGGAUGAUGAAGAGGAGGAAGAAAGAAAGAUGACUGAGAAAGUGAAGAAAGAGAAGGAAAUGAAAGAAAGAGAGGAACUGAAAGAAGAAGGAACAGACGGGAGAGAAAUUCAAAUCAAAGAUAAUGUGGAACGUGAAGUAUGGAAAGUUGAAGAAGAAGAGAGCUUAGUGGAAACUGAAGAGGAAGAGAAUAAAGAUAAGUAUGAUGUCGAGAAGUUGGGACUUAAGUCAAGAAGAAAAAUUCCAUCUUCUAGUGUGGAAAAACUGAAGCGUGGAUGUAAGGGCAAAAAUUGUUUGCCUGAGUACGAUCGUCUGCCACGAAUGUCACUUUUAAAACAAAUACCUGUUUCUAUGUCAAGUCGUAACAAGCAACCAUCACCGGCUGGUUUCAAACUAACUAAAGAUGUUGAGGAAAAAGAAGAAAUGAAUGAUAUAGAUGAAGAAGAAAAAAAAGAAAUUGAUGAUGCAAGCAUUCAUGAUUUAGCUGCUGUUAAAAAAGAGAAGGUGAAUGACAGAACCGUUUACAAACGCCAUGCUAUAACAAAUCGCGAUGAUCACAAACAUCGAAUCCAGUUGGAUCGCGCAGAUUAUCUCGUUGAAAAGCAUGAUUACCAUUCCUCAAUCGUCAUUUUCGAGACUGUUUUACGGGCUAAUCCAGACAGUCCCCGAGCGCAUUUCGGUAUUGCUCGAGCGAAUGACAUCAGAAGCGAAAUUGAAUCAGAUCACACAUUCCUAGAUAUAGCAAUCAGCGAGUAUCAAAAAGUAUUAGACAUUGACAGUACACCGGAUGCACUGUUCAAUCAAGCGGCAUAUCGUUUAAUCGAUCGGGCCAGGUUUCGUGGUUUAUUGCAUCGUGUGUUACAAGCACAGCGUUCUCUGAUUGAUCGAUAUCCGGAUGAUUUACAACUGCACAAUAACCAAGGAUUAACGUUUCUAAUGAUGGGACGUGAAGAUGAUGCACGGAGAGUAUUUGAAAAUGUUUUGAAAAUCUCACCAACCAAUGGUAUUGCUCAGGCAUAUUUUGGGUAUAUUUUGAAAUUGAGCGGAGAUUUGGAGAAUGGAGUUCUAUACAUGCGCAAAGGUCUGCGUACUGUUCGUGAAGUAAUUGCUGAUCCGAGAUUUUAUUAUCAUUUCGGUGAAGCUCUGACGCGACUGGGUAAAAGACAAGAGGCUUAUCGAGUGUAUAGUAUUGGAGCAAAAGUCGGUCUUUUCCCUUCUCCAUAUCAGAGAUCUCUCUAUAACGUCGAAGGUUUAACUGCCCGUCCUUGGUGGUCUAUUGAACAAACUUUUUGUUCAAAACAUCUGAAGAAAAUCGAAAGACAGUGGACAGUGAUUAGGGAGGAAGCGGCGGCAAUAUUGAGCAGUCAGCCGUAUUUAUUCGAACCAGAACAUGAAGAGUUAACUAUAGAUGGACAAUGGUCAGCGUAUUCCUUGUAUAGCAGUAAUUCAUGGAAUUCAUCAAAUUGUUUAAAAGCGCCAAAAACAUGCAGUAUUAUGCGCAUGUUCAAGGAUUCAUCCGAUUGCUUAAAAAGCGAAGUAAAGUUUUCACUUCUAGCAAGUGGCACACGAGUGUGGCCACAUUGUGGGUUUUCCAAUUAUCGUCUGCAGGCACAUCUAGGUCUUAUAAUUUCGUCCGAAGCUAGAUUGCGUGUCGGACAGGAAGUGCGAGGUUGGAAAACGGGUCGUUUCCUUGUUUUCGAUGAUUCUUUUGAGCAGGAAUUAUGGUUCGAAGGUGCAUCUGCAAAUAAAUAUCGACUGAUACUCAGAGUGGAUCUGUGGCAUCCUGAAGUGGAUCCGGUUAGAAGGGUUGAAUUUAGAAGUGUUUGA